AUGUCAGCCCGGAUAUCCCACCACAUGCAACAAAAAGCAACAUUCACACUCCUUGUGCUGCACAGAAGGCCAACAAAUCUCCAGGUGCUACAAAGAAAUGACAUCAUUUGCGAGAAAGAUUCCACAGUGCAAAUGGAUGACGACAUAACAAAGAAGCUCAGUAACAACGCUGAUCAGUUCACAUUUGGAAAGAAUACCCUGGUCCUUGCUUCAUUUAUAGACCCUCAUCAAGCAUGGCUGACAUUAAGUAUAUUCAAACAAAGUUUCCUUAAGCAGAUUCUUACUGAAGGUGGAAAAUAUGUUAUGACCAUAUUUGGAGUUUUAAGCUUUGCAGACCAAGGUAUAUAUGAUAUAGUAAACAAUCUUGGAUCCAUGGCUGCACGUUUUAUAUUCCAACCAAUAGAAGAAAGUGGUUACCUGUUUUUCUCACAGCUCUUAGUAAGAGGGGAACCAGUCAAUAAACAAAAACAGGAAUCGUGUCAGUUAGCUGUUGACGUAAUGUCAUGUUUGUUGAAGCUAGUGAUACUGAUUGGUGCUAUAAUACUGGUGUUUGGUAUACCGUAUUCCUAUCUGGCGUUAGAUCUAUAUGGUGGUACCAUGCUCUCAUCUGGGUCAGGACCGAUGUUACUACGCUGGUACUGCCUCUAUGUUCUAGUUAUAGCUGUAAAUGGAACAACAGAAUGUUUUGUGUUUGCGACAAUGAGUAAAUCUCAAGUUGAUAGGUAUAAUCAAAAGAUGGUGGCAUUUUCUGUGUUGUUUCUAGUCUCCUCCCUAGUCCUCACAUCAUACCUGGGAAGUGUUGGUUUUAUUUUAGCUAACUGCCUUAAUAUGACUGCUAGAAUUUUACACAGUAUCUAUUAUAUUGGAGAGUAUUACAAGAAUAGUGAAUAUAAACCAUUAAGUAAUGUAUGUCCAUCUCCCUAUGUGAUUGCUGGUCUUUUAUUAUCACUGUGUCUAACAGGCAUGUCUGAGAGAUAUUUUUGCUGUGAUAAAGGUGCGGUGUACAGAUUACUACAUAUAUGUAUAGGAGGGCUGGCGUUAUGUUCAACCCUUGCUGUGAUCUACUGGAAAGAAACUCAUGUUGUCACGUUUGUAAAAGAACAGUACAAGAACAGACAUAAACAUUGAUGAUAAACAUUGACAGAAAUAUUAUUAGGGAUCAAUUAGUGAAUUUUACAUUGUUUUUUUAUAUAUUAUAUUUACAUACCUUCGUGAAGGCAUGCU
Molecule: messenger RNA, 1224 nt
Organism: Ruditapes philippinarum (Manila clam)
Lineage: Eukaryota; Metazoa; Mollusca; Bivalvia; Venerida; Veneridae
Product: protein RFT1 homolog
Exons: 10
Coding region: 1-1128 (375 amino acids)
Biological process (GO): glycolipid translocation; dolichol-linked oligosaccharide biosynthetic process
Cellular component (GO): endoplasmic reticulum membrane
Source: RefSeq, a predicted model, not a curated record